Messenger RNA from Notothenia coriiceps (black rockcod), 383 nucleotides. Its product is annotated as serine incorporator 4-like. Bases 39 to 383 code for a protein of 114 amino acids. Lineage: Eukaryota; Metazoa; Chordata; Actinopteri; Perciformes; Nototheniidae. The transcript is spliced from 3 exons. Gene Ontology annotation, cellular component: membrane. The record is from RefSeq and is a predicted model, not a curated record.
CCGGAGCGGCAGAGAACAAGCGUUGGUAUAUUGCGGUGAUGUGUGCCACCCUCUUCUUCUACACUAUCGCCACCAUGGCCUUCACUUUCAUGUACAAGUACUACACACACCCCGUGGCCUGCCAGUUCAACAAGGCCCUGCUGUGGAUCAACCUGGGGCUCUGCGGCCUCAUGUCCUUCAUUGCCGUCACACCGUGCGUGAAGCAGAAGCAGCCUCGGUCGGGGCUCCUCCAGGCCUCCAUCAUCAGCUGUUACGUCAUGUAUCUCACUUUCUCUGCGCUGUCCAGCCGCCCGCCAGAAAAAGAGCCGCGCUGGCUGCGCAUGGACGUUAUUGAGCAUCAGAGCUUUAUGGUGACCCGGUUUAACUGCACGCUUGGGUUUUGA